AUGGCUGAAGGAAAUGAGGAUACCAUGGAGCAAUUCCUCAACCCAUCAUUUGCACUUGUCACUGAUGCCAUCAUCAUUCCACCAAUCCAGGCCAAUAAUUUUGAAGUUCAUCCGGCCUUCCUGCAGCUAUUCCAGAGUAACCAAUUUUCAAGGGAAGACGACUAUGAUCCCAAUCUUCAUGUGUCAGGAUUUUUGGAACUAUGUCGUCUUCACAAGCAUAAUGGAGUUAGCACUGAUGUUAUCCGUUUGAUACUGUUUCCUUUUACACUGAAAGGAAAAGCAAAGGAAUGGCUAAGGAAUGAACCAGAAGGAAGCAUCACUUCAUGGGAUGAUUUGGUGAUUAAAUUUAGAAAUAAGUUCUUUACUCUUUCUAAGUUCAUGCAGAAGAAGCGAGAGAUUGACCAUUUCUCUCAGAAUGAUGGUGAAUCUUUUGGAGCGGCUUGGAGGAGAUUCAAAGGCUUAUUGACCGCUUGCCCACAAUAUGCUCUUCAAGAGGGAGAUAACAUGGUAUAUGCCCUGCUGAUAGAAAAUUUCUGA
This is a messenger RNA of Gastrolobium bilobum, 537 nucleotides long. RefSeq lists its product as uncharacterized. The transcript has a single exon. The record is from RefSeq and is a predicted model, not a curated record. The coding region runs from base 1 to 537 and encodes 178 amino acids. Lineage: Eukaryota; Viridiplantae; Streptophyta; Magnoliopsida; Fabales; Fabaceae.